UUAUCUUACCCGAGGCAAGUGAUCAUUUUGCGGCAGGGACCACCCUGAAGAGUACGGGCAAGAAACGCUGUGCCUCUAUGUCUCGAAGGGAAUUGUGUUGACCACCUGCAUAGCUGCCUCUUCGUUUCGCCCAGUCUGCGACAGAGCCACUUUUGGCAUCUGAGCUGUUCAUGAAGAGGAGCGACAAGGCCACUUUCAUUGCCAGCCUCUCGGGCACGUGCGGCAGAGCCGACAACGUCCACUCUGACCCACCCAAGAGGACACCAUUGAUGAUUGAAUGGACAAGCAGAGGCCUGUAUGUGUCCUUGUCACCUGGAUAGAGAUCGGUACUGAUCAAAUAAGGGAAAUCAAGGUGUUUUCUCUCAUGCAACAGCUUCACAUCCUCGACAUUAAUGUUCCCCUCGGCCUCCAUCGCCUCCAAAGUGCCCGUACGAAUUGUGCCACAGUCGCACUUCCCAGCAAGCACCCCAUACACAGUCUACACGGCAUGCCACGACCACUGCAGAGAACCGCCUUCUGUGUGUUGUGUUCUGUUUGUCACCUCGUCGUGAGUUCCAAAAAACUCCACCCUUGAAGCAUCUUUAUACGGGUCAAUGCCCUGCGCCACCCAGCCAUCAUCACCACGACACGGUUCUGGACUGGCUUAGACGUGAUCCGUUCAGCUUGCUCCCACUUACCCGUCGGAUCAUCUCGUGCAGGCCCACAAUCCACCCUCCAAAACUUCGACGAUGCACUCCACACACCACCCGGUCUGUUUACAGAUAAGAGCUCACAUAGUAGAGUACUAGCAGCUCAAUACAAGAUAACCAGAGUUUGCGCACCCCUGCAUUCUAGUAUUGAGUCAACGGUGAGGUUGCGACGAGUGAAAAGGACAGUCCCGAAUGAAUUCAAAUGGAUGCCGAGACUAAUGUGAGACACACAGCGAUGUCAGCCAAGUGGUGUGUUAUGUACAUUGAAAGCAAGCGCACACUUCUUGCUUACCGAACCUUUGUCACCGACAAAAGUGGGCGGGUGCUAUACAUCGUUUGGAACUCCACUAAAAAUGAAAAUGCACAAUCUCCUUAUUUCUUGCCGCCGUUGUGUCUCUCUGGCAGACCUGUCAUGCCUGUACGUAGGGACAUGCAAUGUAUCUGCGUCAUCCUUGUGCAGCAUUGCUGCCCACUCAUGGCACCUGCCUGGAUUGGUGAAUACGAAGUCCAUAGGUGGUACAGAGUCGCUUCCCGGCGCCUAAUAAAAGCAAAGGGGUGACAGUCAGACACCAUAGUGUGCGGCGAGAAGACGGGCAUACCGCUGCUUCAUGGGCGAUAGACACAGAGUGAUACAUUGCGUCAAAAUCCAAAGCCACAAGAGAAAACUCGACAUCGCACUCAUCGCCGACGGCACUGUUAAGGUAAUUGUGGAAUGUCGCCCGCCACUGGUGCAGUACUUUCUCUUCGCCGCGAAAGGCUAUCACGGCCACUGUGACCUGCCUUCUCUCCGUCUCGAAGCUUCCACCUGGAUAAGCGUCGCGGACAUCGUAUGAUAUUGUGUGCUUUUCUCGCCUUACAUUUUUCUCGGGUUGCACGCGACCUUUCUGUCGCCUCGAAUGUCAGCUCUGUGCGUAUGAGGCCGAGGCACAAAGGAGACAUUUGACCGAAGGUAUUCCGACUUGGCUGUCUUUCAGUCUCUAUGGCGACGCGCGUUGGAGCCGUUUGGUAGCAAUCAGUCCUGUUCUUAGAAGACGAAGCCAGGUCGCUUGUAGACACGACGGCUGGCACCGCGUAGGGAAGCAAGAAGGCGUCGGCAGAAUCCACUUGGGUAUCCGCACGCACAUUGUAUACGAGGCAUUCUUGAUCUUGGGCAGAAUCCUUGAGGAUGAAAAGGACUGCAAGAGACACGCACAGAUGGAAUCCCGUGCGUGAUUCGAGUGCCAAAAGAGGCCCACCAGGCAGCACACUCCCGCACGGAUACAAAUCAAUAAAGCUCCUGAUUGAGAGGUCAAGCUUCUCUCCCUGUUUGCGCUUGCACAGACGCCCCAGAGAUCGUGUUGCGCUGAAUUCGCGGCACCGUCUUGACGCAUAGUCAGGGUCAUCUUCAUCGAGUCCCUCUCCGCUAUAUAUAUGAAGCCCUCUUUCUACGUCAUAGCUUUCAUCGAUGCUGUGGAGGCCGUUCACCGUGAAGAGCGUCCCGCCGAAGGGGAAUUGGGAGAUCAAGAACUGAAUCCCGAAAGGCCUCGAAGGUAUAAUAUCGAUGGCCCCGCUAUGAUCCUCUGCGAUGUCGUCGUAGAUAGGAUAUAUGCUGCUUCUCAAGAGCACAAGAGUCUCCGCGGCUCUGUCAAAGAUAUGCCGAGGAGGAUUCGGGCACGUUGACCUCUCGAGGUGUGCAUCGAGGAGGUGUCCCGUGUGACUAAAAGCUGUGUCUUCUUUUACUGGCAAGCCCCAUUCAGAAAACGUUUGGGAUACCCUUUCGAGCACCUUGAAGCCCCCGUCCGCGUGUAAUGCGGUUGCAGCGUCCACGUCCAGAUCGAAAUCGAUAAAGGCAAAGAGGUGUUUGAUAUGCCUGAUACACAUGUCGACACCACAGGACACAACGCACACACACACACACACACCGACACGAGCAUGUACAUCCAUCGCGCUUCUCCCCCUUCUUUCUUAACCCCACCUUAUGUACAUGACAUCCGCGCUGCUUCGUUUUCUUGCAUUGUUGUCUUCGUCUGAGCCCACAUCCUUCCAAGCCCUUACUCCUUCGUACUCGACGUCAAAAACGAAUCCCUCAUCUUGGGCUAAUCGAUAUGAUGCGGUCGCCUUUGUGUCGAUUAAAGUGCCAGACACCACAGUAUGGGAAACGCCAGAUAUCACAAAAUUCGUUUCUGCGUCUUUGACGAUAAGCCAAUCCUCCUUUGCGGUCAUGUCCUCGACUGCCCCCCAUUCAAGGAGAAAGAUCGGCAGGUGAGGGUCGGGAAGCCGAUGAUAUCGGCCAAGAAACGCGAUGGUCAUGCGAUCCGCGCUCCUGAAGCUCUUGACCGCUUCUAAAAGCGGGAAGGCUACCCGUUUCUCGAGAUUGGGAAUGACGCGUGUUGAUUCUCGAUCAGCCUUGUCGAUUAAUGCGAACAGCCAACCCAGCGAGAUAGCUUCACUGCGGUCCGUAGUAUUCCACAGCUGUGGAUCACUAGAGCCGCCGGGUAUCAUGAGCUGGUUCUCGCGCGCCACGGUCCCAUUUACAAGUAUUGUGAUGGAAAAGCUGCUGUCGUUGGACGGAUGAUUGGUGUCGUUUGUGUCCAU
This is a messenger RNA of Vitrella brassicaformis, 3263 nucleotides long. Lineage: Eukaryota; Vitrellaceae. The record is from the annotation of a GenBank genome assembly.